Messenger RNA from Artibeus jamaicensis (Jamaican fruit-eating bat), 351 nucleotides. RefSeq names its product 60S ribosomal protein L34-like. Gene Ontology annotation, molecular function: structural constituent of ribosome. Gene Ontology annotation, cellular component: ribosome. Gene Ontology annotation, biological process: translation. The record is from RefSeq and is a predicted model, not a curated record. The transcript has 2 exons. Bases 1 to 351 code for a protein of 116 amino acids. Lineage: Eukaryota; Metazoa; Chordata; Mammalia; Chiroptera; Phyllostomidae.
AUGGUCCAGCGUUUGACAUAUCGUCGGAGGCUUUCUUCUAAUACAGCCUCUAACAAAACUAGGUUGUCCCAAACCCCUGGCAAUAGAAUUGUUUACCUUUAUACCAAAGAGGUCGGGAAAGCACCAAAAUCUGCACGUGGCGUGUGCCCAGGCCAGCUUCACAGAGUUCAUGCUGUGAGACCUAAAGUUCUAACGAGGUUGUCUGACAUGGAAAAACAUGUCAGCAGGGCCUGUGGUGGAUCCACACGUGCUAAAUGCGUCUGUGACAGGAUCAAGUGUACUUUCCUUAUUGAGGAGCAGAGAAUUGUUGUCAAAAGUAUUGAAGACUCAAGCACAGAAUCAGAAAGCUAA